Molecule: messenger RNA, 2807 nt
Organism: Myotis daubentonii (Daubenton's bat)
Lineage: Eukaryota; Metazoa; Chordata; Mammalia; Chiroptera; Vespertilionidae
Product: gamma-taxilin-like
Biological process (GO): regulation of cell cycle
Molecular function (GO): syntaxin binding
Source: RefSeq, a predicted model, not a curated record
ACGUGGGUAGCCUGCGGCGCAGUCAUUGGCCUCUGGAUUUCGGAAGUUUAGGAGCUCCACUGGCUGCUAGGCUGCUAGCCCAUUUUUAGGGCUUGUUGUACUUCCGUAAUGUCUGCGCUAGGCAGGUAAAAGGGGGAAGCAUGGGGAAUAGGCGGCGGCUCUGAGGAAACCUUUGAAACCGGAAAGAAUCGGACGACAACCAAGCCAGUAGCCGAAUCUACAUGUGGCCAAACAUUGCGGAGGUGAUUUCGGAGGACCUCGGUCUAACAAAAUCGCUUGUGAUUGGCACAAUGGAAGAAUCUAGCAUUUGCAGACCAGGUGUAAAAGCAGAUAUGUUGUGUAACUCUCAGUCAAAUGAUAUUCUUCAACUUCAUGACUCAAAUUGUGGUGGCACGGGUAACAAACAUUCACUGGAAGAGGAUGAAGGCAGUGACUUUAUAACAAAAAACAGGAAUUUGGUGAGCCGAGCAUACUGCUUGCAAGAGUCAAGAGAGAAGCCUCCUGGGCCUAAAUCUGGAAUAGAGCCUUCUGAUAGUCAGCAAGGUUCAGAGUACAACAGGAACAAAGAAAGAACUUUAGGAAAAGAAGUAUUAUUAUUGAUGCAAGCCUUAAAUACUCUCUCAACUCCAGAGGAGAAGCUGGCAGCUCUCUGUAAGAAAUAUGCUGAUCUUCUGGAGGAGAGUUGGAAUGUUCAGAAACAAAUGAAGGUUCUACAGAAGAAGCAAUCCCAGAUCGUGAAAGAGAAAGUUCACUUGCAGAGUGAACAUAACAAGGCUGUCUUGGCAAGAAGCAAGCUAGAGUCUCUCUGUAGGGAACUUCAGCGUUACAACAAGACAUUAAAGGAAGAAAAUAUGCAGCAGGCAAGAGAAGAAGAAGAAAGUCGUAAAAAAGCAACAUCACAUUUCCAGUUUACUUUAAACGAAAUUCAAACACAGCUGGAACAGCAUGACAUACACAACACCAAACUUCGUCAGGAGAACAUUGAACUGGGAGAGAAGCUGAAGAGGCUCAUUGAACAAUACACACUGAGAGAGGAGCGUAUUGAUAAAGUGUUCAAACGUAAGGAACUGCAACAACAGCUUGUGGAUGCCAAGCUUCAGCAAACAACACAACUCAUAAAGGAAGCUGAUGAAAAACAUCAGAGAGAGAGAGAGUUUUUAUUAAAAGAAGCAACUGAAUCGAGGUACAAAUAUGAAGAAAUGAAACAUCAAGAAGUACAAUUAAAACAGCAGAUGUCUUUCCCAAGAGUUGGUUUCUUUCUUUGCUUUUACCAUGUCAGUUUCCAGCAAUUGUUGAUGACCUCACAACUAACAGACUGGGCCAGCAUUGACUUCUCAGAUGUAGCAGUCUACCUUGGAUGUACCAUCUUCAAUAAAAAUGGACCAUGCCAAAACUGCCAUAACUUCUUACCUCCCUCAAGUGCCAGAACUCCCCCCAAUCUGACUGAGCCACCAUCAUUGUUUCCUCUCCUACACUUUCCCAGGCCAGCAGCCUUAGAAGCACUGUCACUUUUCUUUGUGCCUCAGAGGCACAAGAACACUUUACAGCAGUCACCCUUAGCCAUGGGUUCACUUUCUGCAGUUUUAUCAUAUUAAGUGGAAAUUUCAGAAAUAAAUAAUUUAUAAAUUUUAAAUUGCUUUGCAUUCUGAAUUGCAUAAUGAAAUCUUGUGCCUUAUGCUCUGUUCUGCCUCGGACAUAAAUUAUCCCAUUGUCCAGCGUCUCCACAUUGUAUAUGUUAACAGUUAUCUGAUUGGUAUCCAUUUAUCAGAGAAAGAGACAUACUACAUUCCCGUAAGUUUUACAGUAUAUUAUUAUAAAAGAUACAUUUUAUUAUUAGCUAUUUUUGUUGAUCUAUUUCUAUGCCUAAUUCAUAAACUUUGUCAUCAGUAAGUAUGUAUAGGAGGAAACUGUGUGUGUGUAUGUAUAUGUACGUGUGUGUGUGUGUAUGUACAUGUGUGUGUGUGUGUGUGUGUGUGUGUGUGUAGUGCAUCAUUUUAGGUAUGCACUUGGGAUCUUGGAGCAUGUUCCCGGUGGAAUACAAUAUUUCUUUAGACCUACGUUUUCUCAUACUGAAAAUAAUGUAGUUAUGUUAGAACAUUUAUAAAGUAAUCCAUCCUAGUCUAAAUAAAGAAAUUUAGCCCUUAAGUCAUAGUUCAGGCCUCAUCACAUUUUUUUUUUUUUUUUUGGCUACUACUGUGACUCUCCUCCUAAAAAAGAUGACUGCAUUCUAUAUUCAGUUAGCAUUCUUUUUCUAGCUAGAAUAAAAAUUACUUGAAGCUGUGAAAGAUGUUUCUAUCAUUUUUAGCUUUCCUUUUUUCUCAACUACAACUAAAUUCUUUUUCAACCAAACUAUUCUUUUGUUUCAUUUUCCUUCAGUGUUCAAGAAAAAGAUAGCCUUGAAAUCAAGCUAAAAACGAUGCAGGUGGUAUACAUAAAAGAAUGACCUUUUUCCAAGUACAGUUUUUGAAAUGUAAGGAGAGUGGUAGUGCAUAAAAUAUUGAUUGUAUGAUAUUUAUGUAUGAUAUUGAUUGUAUGAUAUUAAUGUACAGCCAUACCACUGCACAUUAGUUUUAUUAUGAUAGAUGGAAUAUUUGUACAUUUUAAGCAUUUACACAGAUUAAACAAAAUUUUAUAAACUUCAAUGGUUUAUCAGAAUUUUAGCUACCUACUGUAUGGUUCAUCCAAGAUUUGCUACUUGUUUGUUCUUAUUUUUAUUACAUAUAACAGGUCACCAGUGUUUAGCCAUAUUCUUUUGAAGUCUUUUGGAUUUUAAAUUAUUUACCUGGAACUCAGAAUAUUUUAUACUU